UCAACUUUAACUAUAAUAAAUAAAAACAAAUAAAUUGUUAUAUAUUUUUUUUUAAAAAUUACAACACUUUAUGUUUUUCAUCUAUUCUAUAUAUAAAUAUUCUUGUAGAUUUCUUUAUAUUGCCGAUAACAUUCAAUAACGCGUUUUAAAACUUAAAUCUUGUAAAACCAAUCAUGUCUAGUUAGAUAGUGAAUAGAGGACUACGCAUAUAUUUAAAAGAAUGCUCAGAAAACUUUUACUGAACACAUAGCUUACUGUAAUAAAAAAAAAAAUUAGGGUAGAUAAUUAAACUCGCCUUAUAUAAUCAACCACUUUGUUAUGACAGCAAUUAGAAACUAAACUUCAUGGUCAUGGCCCGUUCUCAUUUAGCAAAAAACCUCUAUCUUGAUUAACUACUUCACCUUGGAGACCAUGGCUUAUUUAUUAUAAUAAUACAGAAAGUGCCUACUUGUUCUAGUCCUAAACGUUCUUGCUGAAACUUCUUAUAGAAUAGAUCUAUUAGCAUCAUGAUUGUGGAAAAAUUGCCGUUGAGACUAUCAAAGCUGUUAAACUAUUAUCCAUCUAUAUUUUUGAGCAGUAAUAGGUUUAUAGAAAGACACCAACAUCAUCUUCUCCAUGAAUAUAUCCCUAAAAGAACUCUUAUGAGUUUGAGCAAUAAUAAUAUAAUACAAAGACGUCAAAAUUUUUUGCUCUACGGAUACAUCUCUAAAAGAAAUGUGAAAGAUUUCCAACAUUGUAGAUCAAAAAGAACACCUGCUAGUGCUGCUGUUUAUCAAAUAUUCAUGGGAGUUGCUUUGGUGUUUGUUUCAGCAAAUUUUCUUUGGCUUGAUUACGCAAAGGACCUGUAUGGUAGGAUUACAAAAUCUUGGAAGGUAGAUGCCGCUACUGCCCUUACUGAAAGCAAAAAGAAAUCAAAAAAAUCUGAAGACAAUGAAGAAGAGAGUGAAAUUGAAGUAAAAGAGGAAAAGAAAAAGAAAGAUAGGCCUGGCUUCAGAGAUCGAAAGAUCAUUGAAUAUGAAAAUCGUAUUCGUGCAUACUCUACACCUGAUAAAAUAUUUCGAUAUUUUGCUACCCUUCGAGUAUAUACUGAACAAGGUGAAUCAGAAAUAUUUAUGACACCUGAAGAUUUUCUUCGCUCUUUAACUCCUGGUGUUAAGCAACCUGAAGGCCUGGGUCUUGAUCAAUACAAAAAAGUUGAAAUUAAGGCUGAUGCUUUUCAUGUUCCUGGAAAGUUAGAAAUUGAUGUGCAAACUGCUGAUGCAAACAAGACUGUUUUGACUCCCAACAAAGAAAGCAUUUUUUACAAAUUGGGUGCUUCUGGACUGAUUGGAUUUUCAGAAUAUAUGUUUCUUCUUACAAUUUUGUCAGCGUCUAAGAGACAUUUUGAAAUAGCUUUUCGAAUGUUUGACCUCAAUGGCGAUGGAAAUGUUGACCAUGAAGAGUUUGACAAAGUCCAGACCAUAAUCCGGAGCCAGACCAGUGUGGGAAUGCGUCACCGAGAUCAUUCAAAUACUGGAAACUGUUAUAAAUUCUUUGGUAGUGCCUUAUCUACAUAUUUCUUUGGUCCUAACUUGGAUCGAAAGCUUACUAUCGAAAAGUUUUUAGAAUUCCAGAAACAAUUACAAACUGAAAUCUUGACUUUAGAGUUUCAAAGAAAAAAUCCAAAUGCAGAAGGAUUUAUUCGAGAAGUUGAUUUUGCAGAUUUGCUUUUAACAUAUGCUGGAUUAUCAGAAAAAAAGCAUAUCAAGAUGUUAAAACGUGUCAAGAAGAUUUUCAAAAAUUCCAGAGGUAUAAGCCUUGAUGAUUACUUACUUUUCUUUCACUUUUUGAAUGAUAUUAAUGAUGUUGAUACUGCAUUAACUUUUUAUCAUAUUGCUGGAGCAUCUAUUGAUCCAGCAACCCUGAAACAUGUUGCCAAAACUGUGGCGCAUUUAGACUUGAGCGAUCAUGUUAUUGAUGUUGUUUUUACACUAUUUGAUGAAAAUCUUGACGGACAAUUGAGCAAUCGUGAAUUUGUAGCAGUAAUGAAAGAAAGGUUACAUCGUGGCUUAGAGAAACCAAAAGAUACGGGUUUUGUUAAGCUGAUGGAUUCAGUUUGGAAAUGUGCAAGGUUGAAGAAACCUGUUUUGUUAGAUGUUUAAAAAUCAUUGCACAAAUUGUUAUCCUUAUAAAACUAUUCUGUGUUGAAGUUUGCUUAGAAUAUUUGUUAGAUCUGAAGGCCCAUUUCAUUCAUUUAUUAGUCGUUCCUAUUUAUGAGAAGAUUCUGUAACUUAGCAAAAUAAAUAAAUCAAUAACAGCAAA
Molecule: messenger RNA, 2301 nt
Organism: Parasteatoda tepidariorum (common house spider)
Lineage: Eukaryota; Metazoa; Arthropoda; Arachnida; Araneae; Theridiidae
Source: RefSeq, a predicted model, not a curated record